UGGUAGGAAAGAAGUAAUAAGCAUCUGAAGAAUGAGAAACCAUACAGAAAUAACAGAGUUCAUUCUUCUGGGGUUGACAGAUGACCCAAAGUUCCAGGUUGUGAUCUUUGUCUUUCUGUUCAUCACCUAUAUGCUCAGCAUCACUGGGAACCUGACCAUUAUCACACUCACCCUGCUGGAUUCCCACCUGCAGACCCCCAUGUAUUUCUUCCUCAGAAAUUUCUCCAUAUUAGAAAUUUCAUUCACGACUGUCAGUAUACCCAAGUUUCUGGGUAACAUUAUUUCAGGAGAUAAAACCAUUUCCUUCAAUAAUUGCAUAGCUCAGUUAUUUUUUUUCAUUCUCUUGGGAGUCACAGAGUUUUAUCUUCUGGCUGCCAUGUCCUAUGACCGCUAUGUGGCCAUCUGUAAACCUCUGUAUUACUUGAACAUCAUGAAUCAAAGAGUCUGCACACUGCUUGUUUUUACUUCUUGGCUGGUUUCAUUCUUAAUCAUAUUCCCAGCACUCAUGUUGCUUUUAAAGCUUGAUUACUGUCGGUCUAAUAUUAUUGACCAUUUUACCUGUGAUUAUUUUCCCAUGCUGCAACUUGCUUGUUCAGACACAAAAUUCCUAGAGGUGAUGGGAUUUUCUUGUGCUGUGUUUACUCUAAUGUUCACAUUGGCAUUAAUAUUUCUGUCCUACAUAUACAUCAUCAGAACAAUUUUGAGAAUUCCUUCUACUAGUCAGAGGACAAAGGCCUUUUCCACAUGUUCUUCCCACAUGAUUGUCAUCUCCAUCUCCUAUGGCAGCUGCAUUUUUAUGUACAUCAAAUCCUCAGCAAAAGAUAGAGUGUCCUUGAGCAAGGGAGUGGCGAUACUAAACACCUCAGUAGCCCCCAUGCUGAAUCCCUUUAUUUACAGCCUGAGAAAUCAGCAAGUCAAGCAAGCUUUCAUUAACAUGGCAAGGAAGACUGUAUUUUUCAUAAGCACAUGAAAUGGUAUGUAGUGAUG
Molecule: messenger RNA, 987 nt
Organism: Sapajus apella (tufted capuchin)
Lineage: Eukaryota; Metazoa; Chordata; Mammalia; Primates; Cebidae
Product: olfactory receptor 6C1
Exons: 1
Coding region: 32-970 (312 amino acids)
Biological process (GO): G protein-coupled receptor signaling pathway
Cellular component (GO): membrane
Molecular function (GO): olfactory receptor activity; G protein-coupled receptor activity
Source: RefSeq, a predicted model, not a curated record